Molecule: messenger RNA, 1302 nt
Organism: Mercenaria mercenaria
Lineage: Eukaryota; Metazoa; Mollusca; Bivalvia; Venerida; Veneridae
Exons: 2
Coding region: 297-656 (119 amino acids)
Source: RefSeq, a predicted model, not a curated record
CAAAGUCCAAUACUCUCGAAGCAAAUAUACAAGGCAAUGUUUAUACCGAUUUAUCCAAAAGUGCGCUAUUCAUUAAAGCCAGAAUUCUAAAAUCGGACGGUUCUAGGUUAGGUGAUGACGACAAAGUUAGCCCAGUCAACUUAUGGUUUCAUGCCUUAUUCAGUCAAGUAGAUUUGUAUCUAAACGGCACACUAGUAAGUUCCAGCGGCGAUCUGUACCCAUACAAUGCAUACUUUAAGACGUUCCUGAGAGGUGGUUUCACGAAGGAAAACGAAUGCCUGCUCUCAUCGGAGUUAAUGUACAGAGACACACGAGGAAGUUUUGAUGAAAUCGAUCCUGCUAGUGGCAAUUUUGGGCUUUAUCAACGCCACCAGUUUGUAAAAUCCUCAAAGUUGACAGAUAUGGUCGGGUUUUUAUUAAAUGACGCACUUGAACUGGACAGGUAUCUGAUAAAUGGAGUCACUCUCAGACUGGUUUUGACGCGAUCCAAAUCAGAGUUUUCAUUAAUGGGCAACGAGGGCCAGAUUGGAUACCAGAUUGUAAUUGAAGAUGCAUUUUUACGUCUUGUCAAACAGAAAAUAAAUGUCGGGAUUAUAGUGGCUCAUUCUAAUUUACUGAAAUCACUUCAGCCAAGUAUCCGUUUACCAAAACUAUGAUCAAAUGUGCAAACAUACCCGCCAAUCAGAAUGUGUUUGUGUGGGAUAACGUUUUGACUUCGUACAUCCCGAAAUUUGUGGCAGUGGCAUUCUGUCACACGGAUGCCGUGCUUGGAUCCUAUACAAAAAAUCACUGGAACUUUAAGCAUUACUCUCUGUCAAGGCUAACUCUCAAUGUUAAUGGUGUGUCUGUCCCUGCUUCACCCAUCACCGCUAACUACGAAAACGACUGCGUUAUGGAAGUGCACGAAAGAAUUAUAGACUACUGUAAGACAAACUCAUUUCCUAAUGCUCUGGGCAUCGACAGACGCGAUAUAAGCCGUGGAUUCGGUAUAUAUCUACUCAAUAUCCAGCCACCUGUCAGCCAGGAGCCUCACUUUAAUUUGCUUAAUAAAGUCCGGAGUCGUGCGUGUUGAUGCCCAGUUUAGCACCGUACUCCCUGAAACAACAUGCUGUUUAAUGUUCCUAGAAUGGGACGCUGCAAUGAUUGAGAUCCACGAAGGCAGAAACGUUAAACUAAAAUAAACUCGAACCUACCGCCGACCACCCCAUUUAAAGUUUAUUUAUACAGCCGAUAGAAUAAACAUUUACAGUGCUGAAGAAAUAUAUUGAUACAUGUAAUAAAUACGUACUUAUUCAAACAGUG